AGGACCUCAUCUAGAAGAAGUUUUUUUCGCCUCCAGAAAAGCAAUAAAAGAUCCCCGUCUUGGAAGUUUUUACCCCCCCUAGACCCCCCUCGAAAUUUAUUUAUUGCUGUCCUCUUUCCUCCUUGACGCGUAGAUAUCAUGUCGCCAUCUGCCUCCUAGAAUUCCAUUUUGCAAGGGGAUGUUCUACAAGAACGCCCCGUAUUUCCAUUUUCAUACGAUUUUCGUUUUGUCCAGUUUCAGUUCUGCUGUUUCGAAGAUUUAUUUGAGGAUUUAUCUAGAAGCCCGAGUGUAACGACUCGCAUAUUACCGCCUGUGGUCCUCGAAAUUUUCCAUCGUGGCGCUCCGCGACCCGGCGUGUUUGUCACUCUUUCUGGACUGCACUAGUACAUCAACCUCUCUUGAACUUGAUGUUGAUCCGGUCUCGUCAGCAAAAAUGCCCUCGUUCGAGGUCGACAAAGCUACAGGGGGCUUCUACCUUAGUGGCUUCGGGGAGGAGCAAUGUAAUCUACUUUAUCGACAAUGCCCUGAUGUUGAAGAUGCACAAGCGCUUAUCGUUAUCCAGCCGGUGUCGUGCAUUGCCUUGAUGAAUUAUUCAACAAGUUCAAGAACUUUAUCAUUAUCCCGACCGGAACAAUAUGAAUAUCAACAUCAGAUAGAACAACAGAGCUAGCGACGUCUUAGUCGCGUGCACGAGCACACGGCUCUUGCUGCGCCACACGAGUUCGACAGCACGACGACCUGGUGCAACAAGCACGGUGGCACUAGCCUCCCGUCCUCGGCGCGUAAGUAUCUAUUCGUAUAAUUUCGAAAUGUGACGAGGGGCGAAUAAAUCUAACUGGUCCAUCAAGAGGAACAAGCGGGCUCCACUACUUGCCGCGGCCCUCUAGAACCUGUACUAGUAGUACAGAGAACAAAAGCUUAAGACCAUGUCGACGACGGCUCCUGGCAGCACUUCCUCACCCACGGAGGCCGUGCCACAGUGGACCCAAGUGGAGCGCGAGCGGCUCAGCGAAGCUGUUAACGAGUAUGAGUUUUUUUGUUCUUUUUCAGAUCAUUUUUUGGUAUUGCUUGGCAACAAUAAACAAUGCCUCCGUUCGUGUUGCGACAGCACUUGCUUGAAUUCUUCUUCACGCCAGGAGUAAGAAGUAAAAAUACGCGCAUUGUUCUCGAACAGAAUUCUGAGGAUACAAAUUCCAUCAAAUAAACUCCUCAGGUAUGCCAGCGUCGAGAACAUAAAGGACCGGUUUCAGGCCAUUGCCCAGUUUGUCGGGCACAACCGUAUGCAUGGCAACCAUGUUCCAUGUCUGGGCCUGGAAGAAGCUUGUGCUGCUAGUUUGUUUAAUGAUGGGCGUCCGUACUGCAAUACGCAGCCACGCAUGUUGACAAGUUUCUGGACCGUCCUUUUUCUCUCGUAAGAGGGGGCCUUUUUUUCCUGCUCGCGCACUGCAGAUUCAACUGUCAUGUGAGACGAGUAACAUGACAAAUGAUCUUUGCAUUCUCCCAGCAGACCCAGACAUGUAUUGUGCAAUGCAUAAACCGGGGCGCCAAGCAAUGUGCGAUGUACUUCAAAGAACACCGGGUAGAACUCGAGGACUUAUGGCGGGACAUCCUCGCAAGGCGCGAAGUAGAGCGGAAAAAGCAGGAAAAAGAAAAAAAACUCGCAGAGGAGACGCGCAGGGAAAUCCAGGCGCAUAUCCUGAGCAAAAACGUUCCCAAAACCCAGAGUCGUCAUGCAAAUCUCCAUGCCAAAAAAGUUUCUCAUCAUGCACAAGCGACCGAGCGCAGGUGUUCGCGAGCGUCCGAGUGCGCGAACGUUGGGCCACUUGAGGCUACUUUAGGCGCACGCCUAGCGGUAAGCGGUCGAGAGAGUGCUUAUUGCGGCGAGGCGUGUGGGAUGUAUGAUUGUAUGUGACUAGUGCUAACCUCGAUUUCUUGUUCCUUCGAAUAGCUUUUCUAUGAGUAAAUUUGGCAUGUGUUAAAUUUGUAUUCAAAAAAGAAAAAAAAAACUUUUAUUCUCCAAGAUGGUCAUCUGCCGCUCUGUCGUUCACGUGAUGAGGACAAAGUGCCUCGCGUAGCCGCAGGGCCGGUAGCCGGGCAGUCAGGCUAACCAAAGUUGUUAGUGAGACUGGUGGAGUAGAAGACGCAAAAGAGGUUACUCGGUUGUGAGGGGGGGUAGAAGUUAAGCCUGCAAGGACACACAAGAAGGAGGGUCCUGCCGUUGCAGGAGGUUGGGGGAAGUAGGGGGUCUUCCUUCUAAAAGGAGGCACUUUCAAGAAGGAAAAUGCGACUACUGCAGCGAUUUAUAGUAAGUCUGUGCGCGGCGAUGUCGCUGUGGAGCCAGGCGCUCCAAUGUAUGGGCGACGACGAAGUGCUGGAAGUCGUGGAAGAGACGCCACCAAAGUUAACGCGCCAUAUGGCGUGGAACGUAAAUGGCUUCCUAACCAAGAACAGUGCCAGACUACUGAACGCUACAAAGUUCAGCAAGUGCUCACAGGGUGCGGGCAAUGAACUGAAGGCGCCUAAUAUAACAGCGAAACAGGCUAGGUUCGACCACGUCGAAAUGACGAGAAAGCCAAGGGUGCACGUGUCAACCGCCACUGAUAUGCGGAAGAAGUCUGCGUCCAUUUUUGCAGGGGGUUGCUUUCACUUUCACUGCAACAAGGUGAGGAAACUUCCCAAGAGGCAGCUGCGGUUUGAAAUUACUACACUCCACACAGAGGGCCUCUAUGUUCAGAAGGAGUUAGUCGAUAAGAAUGACAUAGUUCUCUGGAUCACGGCAGAGAUGGGCGAGGACUAUGCAGUCUCGAUCUCCUUCUACCGACCAGGAAGAACGGUGCGCCAGAACGAUGAGUGCAAAAGGGCACACAUCAGGAAGCAGGUGCAACGGGCUUGGGAAGAGAUGUCUGAGCUACUGUUUGCGGCUUCUCUUGUGAUCUUUUCGGGUGAUGUCAACUGCGAGUAUCAGAUUAGUGCUGGCGGGCUAGUUGGCUUCGUUUAUGAGAGCACUAUAGGGGAGAUUCUUUUCCAAGAAAUCUUGACGCCGAUCGCGGAGAUAGUGAACGAAUUUGCAGUGGUGCUGGACACAUGUGGGCCGACAUGCUACAAAGGAUCUUCGCGCAGGGCGAUUGAUUUCGUGGCGGUCGGGGCAAACCAUGCGAGCAUCUUUGAAGAGCCAAAACUGCAAAGGAUGAAGGUCGCCAACAGCCCCGACGGGGUGUGUGAGAUGCUUGACAAGUUCAAACACCCGCAAGAAGAAGAAGCGGACCAUUUAGCGUUGGUGUUGGAUGUAGUGUGGCGGCCGCAUUGGGCGGCUUUGCGGAAGUUUGAAGCUGUCCUCGAGCAGAUGGCGAGAGAAAAGACAGGUUUGCAGACAGGAACUGGGCUGGAAUUCAACGCAACCUAUGCAGAAAGGAUACCCGCAGGGCCGUCGGCGAAAAAUAGAGUGGCAAUCUACAAGGGAAAGAACAACUUUGAAAAGGCGAUCCCUUUCCCGAUGAUAACCGCAUGGCCACGGGGCACGCACAAAGUCGAGGCUUUGCAGCAAGCUUUCGAGGGGAAAGAGAUGCCAGAUCUGGUGAAAGAAGGUCUGCAUCGGGCGGAGACAUGGAUGCAAGAGGUAUUGGUGGAUGAAAAACUCAUCGCCCCCAUUCCGGCUGAGAUGCCCAAGAACUUGCAGAAACUCUUUGAGCGAGCAAGGCCCGAGAGGUUCGCUCACAAACAGAAGGGGGUGGGCAAAGGGGGAAGAAGUAAGGUGAAAGGAAAAGGCGCGAAAGGCGUCUGGGCGGCAAAAGGCAAGAAGGGGCUCGGGAAAGUCAGAAAGGGCGGAGUUAUCCUCGGCAAAGAAGUAGCGAACGUAGAAGAGGAUAUGCAAUGGCUAGCGAGGGAAGCUAAGGAAACUGCUGACAGAUGGGCUAAGUCGUUUGAGCAAGACUGCGACCCCCAGCAGAUGGAUAACCAGUACAAAAGAGCGAAAGCUGCAAAGCUGCAAGUUUGCGGGGCGCAACGUGGCGCGGCUGCAGGCGAACAAUCCUUCCUGAAUAUAGGUUCGGAGACAGCUCCAGUCUACAUAUAUGGAGCAGAAGAAUGCGCAGUGAAAGUGGCGGAAUUUCAUUUGUCAAAAAAUCAGCACACUCGCCUUGAGGCCGGAAAGCGCCAUACUUUUAGUCGCGAAGAGUUCGCGACUGCCCUCCGCGAGCUUACGCAAGCUGCUGAAUUUGUCCCGGACAUCGUAAUUACCGGCCGAGAUUUAAAGGCUCAUCUGAAGCGAAUCAAUAACGAAGCAGGGGGCGCGGAUGGAAUGCGAGUCAAAGCAUUCCAAGGGUUAGGAAUGAAGCAGUUGGACAAAUUGGCUGAGGGCUACACGUCGUUCUUGAAGAAAGUAAGGACUAUGAAGUUCGAGCCCUGGCUGAGAGAUAGCGAACAGGUGAUCCACCCACUCCUGACCACCCUGCAAGUAGAGCUUCUGGCAAAAGGCCUUGGAAGUGACAUAAGGAAGCUGAGGACUGUCAUUAAGGGCACUCCAUGCUAUCGGCUCCUACUCUCUUAUCUGAUCUUCAUUAGCUCCAGAGUAGCGGAUCUGGGGGACAAGUACACACCUGCAGGGGCGGGUGGCAAACCGGGGGCCUCCAGUGUUGUGACAGCAUUGGAAAUUUUGGGCACUAUCUAUCCAGACGAGCUCCAAGAUCCAUGGAGCAGGAAACUUGACGUGGAGCCACGGAAAUUUCUCAAACUUGAGAAAAAAGGGAAAAAGGCGGGCUCAAGGAAAGCAAAGAGGACAACCAAGAGAAAGGCAAAAGGCAGCGCGAAAGUAGGUGCUGCGCAAGGGGUCAAGAAGAAUUCGAAGACAGGCGACACAGGGAAACUCUCUUUGCACGAGGAGGGUAGUUUCGGCAUAGAGAUGGAGGGCGCGCCACAGUUAAGCGAACCGCGCCAGGAGCAGGGUGUAGAGGGGUCAAGUAGUGGCGCGACGGCGCGGAGCCAAGAGAGCGAGCAGGCAGGCCUGCUCUCGGACGAGGAGAGAGAGUGGCCCACUUGCCUCAUAGGGGUCGACGCAGCGAACUUCUUCAAUAAUAUCUCGGUUUGUAGCGCGGUGAGGGUGCUUAGAGGUGCUCGCAUCCACCCAGUGGUCAUCAAGCUCAUAUUUGUCACCACGUACUCGAAGAAACUCUACCUGAGAAACGGCGAGAUUUUCGGGGAGAUCGCGGCACAUCAUGACAUGAUACAAGGGAGUGUCGACACUAUGAUGUGCGGCAGUCUCCUCUUCAUGCCAGCAGUGCAUGAAGUGGCAAAGUUUUUACAGAGCUGCUUCAACGAGAAGGGCCGAGUUGUUCCGGAUGCGGAGCUGAGGAAACUCGCGCAGAAGAUGCGCGGCGCUGUAGAGAAGCGCUACAGCUGCAGUGACGACGUUGAUACGUCUUUCCAGAAAUACGACGUCCGCACAGAAGUGGAUGAGGUGUACUUUGACGAGAGCACAAAUGGAGGCCAGUCCACUGGCUUCAGAAGGGUAGCGACGCAGACGAGAGAAGACAAAAACAGAGGGAGAGUGCGUUUUGAGCACCAGGGCGGUAAGUUGAAGGACCCACAGAAGGCAGCGAAGCCCCGCAGUGCUACUGCGGUUCAAUUUAUCGAUGACGGCACCAUCUGCCUGCGCUAUCACAAGUGUGAUAGACAGGCAGUGCACUGGAUUUUGCAGCAAGUUUCGCAAGUAUAUCGCAGGAUGUAUAUUAGUGAAGGCCAGUUCAUGUCGCCGGCCAAAUGCGAACUACUCUGCACAGAGCAGGAAGUAGAAGCGUGGGCAUUGUUGAAUGCGUUCUCCCCUUUCGGCAUCCAGCUUCUGCGCAAAAGGGCCACGCGGAUCUUAGGGGCAGUAAUUACGCUCCAGGGAAUUGACGAACAACGGGCAGCGACACAGGGCCAGAUCACAAGCGCGAUAGGGUUGGGCCAGCACCUUGCGGCGAAAGUGAUGGCGAGCCAGAAGGAAAUGGCCGGGGAAGAGUUGAGGCGGUUGGUAGUCAUGUUCUAUCUCUCGGGCCUCUUGUACCUCCUCCCGCUGAUGCAGGUGAUUUUGCAGCCAUCAGAGUGGGCAGACCUACUGAUGGACAUGGCUACAGCAAUAGCUGAGACAUUGGGCUUUUCCAAGCGGGCGUGGGUUGAGCUAACGGCAAAGGCACAGCUGCAGCCGCAGUGCUUUUACAGAGUGAUCUUCUCUGAAAACUGCUUGGCGUUGCUUGAUCCGUUUGUUCUGAGCAUUAAGCUGCUACGGAGUGCGUGCCAGUCCAGUAUUUUGACAGACAUGGACUUUCUUCUUCCCAAAGCAGUCUACCCGGUCAAAGUGUUGGGGUCUGGCGAGCAAGGGGUGAGGCAUGGCGACAAAGAAGACCUGAAGGAGCAAGCUCAGGCGGACAUUGCUCUUGUGCAGGCUCUAGUCGAAGGAGCGGCUACAAGAAUAUCUCAUCGAAGCGAUCUCAGGGUUGCAGGCUUUGUUAGGGAUCGCACGAUGGGGCGGGGAAGGAUGCCAUCGGGUUUGCCCGUCUACGAGAUCCGGGCAUCCUCGGACUUGUCCGCGACGGUUUGCGUCGAGAGAGGCACGGGGAAAGUAUUCGCGCAAUGCAAAACGAAGAUGGAACAUCUGAAGACUGAAGUUCGUCGGCAAGAGAGGAGAUUCCUCGCUUAUGUUAACAAUGCGCUCACGUUGCUGCAGUUUGUCACGCAGCACUGCCACGGGAUUCGGAGAGUAGGUGUCGAGCUUUCUGACUUCAAGAGGCUACAGGCGAACACUCGUGGCCCACUCAGACAGGGCCGCGGCAUAGUGCUAAGCCUGGUAGAAGCACUAGAAGGGGCGCAGGCCCUUGGGUACGAAAUUCGCAAAGAAGUACUUCCGAACCACGAAAGGGAUUUCAUGUCAGUCGAUCCAUCGCUCCCGAUGCACAUGGUCCCGCUGCAGAUAGUCAAUGUAGCACAGCAUGACAACUGCUACACAACGUGGCCCGUCUACGAGUUCGGCGCGGAUAUGUAUAAGUUCCCCCCGGUCCGCGAUUGGCCGAAGAUGAACCGCACGGAGCGCACUCUUUAUCUAGACGAGUGCCUAGGAUUGUCACAAGGGCAGGAAGCGAAACAGGAUGAAGGAUGUACUGAGGUACAGGGCGGUCGGGCGCACGAGGAGGGCAAAGUUGGGGAGGCCGGGGACCAAGAAGCUCCUGACAGGCAGAGUGUGAGUCAGGCUGUAGACACCCAGAAAGAUCCGAAAAUUAAUUGCGGGACCGCAGUCGUUGAUCCAUUGCGCAAGUUCCACAUGGGAGCCGACUGCCUCGCGUUAUGCCGCGAGCUUGGUAAGGAUUUGGGGAAGUCAAAGAAUAAUGGUGCUAAGGCCUCAGCGUCGGCUGGCCGGACCUGUAGAGGAAGUGAGGCUGCUGGCGCCCCCCAAGUAGGGCACGCGGCUUCCUCGUCCUCCUCGAUAGCGCACAAAAGGUACGACCAGCUCACGAGAAGCGAGCGCAAAAGGUUUCAGGUGGGGAGCCCAAGGGGCACAGGGAGCAGCUCGAACGAGCUGGCAAGAGGGAGCGCUAGCGCAAGUGCGGACAGAGACCAAGAGCGAGAGGCGGACGCAACAGUGUGCGGGGAUGCUACUGCUUUAGGGGAAGAGGGAGGACAGGCAGUCAGCGCCCGGCGCACUGAUCCCAGCAGUGGGCCGAGAAGUCACAGCCGGGACAUCAAGCAGGGAGUUGCCGAGGCGGCCCCCCCUCUCGCAAAGGAGUUUGGCACGAGGCAGCUGCCAGCGCAACAGGAAGCGCAAAAGAACAAGGGGGUGGCGGCUUCUGUCGAGCAGACGCAGGGCCCUGCAGAACCGGCAAAGCAGGCGAAACCCUUUGGGGAGCCCUUCGGGGUAGGGGUGGGAAAGUUCCAGAGGCUCCUGGAUGUCGUCCAUCUGAUGGAGCCAGCCCACAGCGCGGAUCAACAAGAAACGAGGGGGGACAGGCUGGAGUGCGAACAGCUUUCACCCAGGAGUUGGGGUGAGAUGUUGCGUAGGGUUACAGGCAGGAAGAAGGAGGAUUUCGAGUAGAGUAAAUACUCGGCGUCCAGCUGCGUCAGUGCCUGCGCUAGGCAAGAGCAACACUCUGAACCACUGAAAUUCGACACAUUCAAAUUGCAACACUCAGCCUUUCCUUUUCUCGAUGAGCUGACUGUAAGACAAGAAAAAAAACAAAAGCAGAAGUGUAACAUUAGCGGGCGCUUUAGCUCCUGCUCUUCGCUGCCUAGGCAGUCGAGUUCGCCUCAGUCGCGAGACCGUAUUUGUGUUCGGCGGACGAUACAGCGCCUGCUGAUCAUGUCGUGUUCUGCAACAGAAGCAAAGCGGUGGCAACAAGAAUGAACAUCGAAGGGCACCGGGUCACUAUGUAUGAAGGGGAUUGCCGGUCACCCUUAAGUGGUAAGCUCCGAGACGAAUCCGGUUUACGACCCCAGUCCCCCCUCCCACCCUUUGCUUCUGUUGCAGAACAAGGCUGCACUAUGACUGCCAUGCACAAACUAAGCCUUUAAGUUGUCGCUGUGCCCCAGGAGGGUUGCCGGUCAGCAGCGACAAACAACUGGUCGAUGGUUUGACAACUGUGGUCUGUGCAAUUGCCCUGUUCGCCCGUGCCGCAGGUAAGGCACAAACGGUCCAGCCUCCCCUGUCUGGGCGGGGUUGCGGCUUAGGGGAGAGUCUCGCCCCUUAACCCAAAGGGGUGCGUCGUCUCUUCCGUGAGAACAAAAACGUAAGGCGUAAAAUGGGUCGGGUCCUGGAUCGUUCUGUAUGUUGGGCUGUCGCGCCCGGCUUGCUGGCCGGGCUGUGCCGAUCAGGUGUGGUGGGUAGCUCCCGACUGGUUGGUACUUUUCUUGGGGCGACUUGCCGUGGUAGCGCUCGGCUUUUGUAUGAUGAGGUCGCCGAAAGUGCUUCCUCGCCCACCCCCCGGGGAGGGGAUCCUUGACCUGUGGCGCCGGGAGCGGGUGUCCACUACAUGAUGAUGAUGAUGAUCAUGCGGAGCCAGUCCCAUGAGAAGCAUGCUGUAUUCGUGUUUUGGGAUUUGGGAUGCGACAAUCAGCAUGAUAUGCGAGAUCUGUGAUGCUGCUAGCUUAACUAGCUAAACAGGAUCACACUACGAGGGCAAGCCUGUCAUGCGAAACAACCAAAGCUGCUUGAUUUGUCUAGCAGAUUUCCCAACUUGACUCCGGUGUGGGGACGUUUUUCCUCAGGAUACCGCAGCAGGAGAAGAACCGGCAGCGGGCUGUGGCGAAAGAGAAGUUGGAACAGGAGAGGAAGGCGAAGGAGGAAGAAAAAUUAGAUAUGAACUGCAAAACCAUCGUACUUACUAGUAUCAAUUGCAUUACAAAUUGAAAUUUCCUUAGCAUCAUAAAUUCGAUUUGUAAUGCGGAUUUGCCUUCAGAAAAAGAUUUGUAAUGCAUGACUGCAAUUACAACUACGACUGCGAUACUUUUGCGCUCCAUAUUAGAAAAGCAGAAGCAAGAAAUCCUUGAAAAGCGGAAGCAAGAGCAGGCGAAGCGGGAGCAGGAACUAGAACAGAAGCGAAAAGAGAAGGAAAAGCAGCAGGCUUUGCAGAAGCAGAAGGAAGAACUUCGCGAGAAACAGCUGGAGCAGGCAAAGCUGGAUCGCAAGGAGAAGUAUCCUGUGCAAAAGUAUCGCACUCGUAUUGCAAUCAUGCGUUGCAAAUCUUUUUCUUAAGGUACAUUAGCAUUAGAAAUUUUAUCUCUCAUGCUGAGGAAAUUUGUUUAUGCAUUUAUACGAGUGCGAUACUUUUGCAGAUCAUAAGAAAAUCCGAAAAGCGAAAGAAGACCGGCUGAAGAAACAGGAACAGGAGGUGCUGGCGAAUAUCGGAUCAUCCCCUGCGACGGGAGGUGACACGCCGUCCGGCAUGAUGCCAUCGGGAGGUUCCUCUGCGACUUCAAGUACUAUGCAGAUGAUGAAGAACAAGCGGGGAAUUCUGGAGGAAGAAAGAGAUGCGGUGGUGCGCGCUGGGCUUGGCUUGGGCACCAUUGGCGGCAUGUUCGAGUAUCAAAUGUAAAAGUGUCUGGGUCUGGAAGAUUCUAAACUUGUAAUGCUGUCUCUGGAUUCUAAAAAAAUUUGUAUUGCAUGACCAGCAAAAGGACUCCAGUUUGUGCUACGUGGAGAGGGCAUUUCUCAUGCGGUAGAGGCAUCACAAAGUACUCUAAAAAUCUGUGAUGCUAGGGCAUGCAUCACAGACAUCGUGGAUCAUUCAAAAUAUGCAUGACAAACCCGGCAAUCUUCCAGACCCAGACAUUUUUACAUUUGAUAUCGAGUCGGCGAUGACAAGUGCGUUUUUUGCUGGGAAAAACAAGAAGACUGCAUCGUCAGAUACGAAUCAGAACUAUCUGCAAGGAGGGGGAACGGGAGCUGCUUCUUCUUCCUCGUCUACAGCUGUAAAUAAAAAGCAGAACGACCGAACUGAGGACGAAGCCUACCGAGAGAUGAUUCGGGGCAUGAUCCGCGUGGACCAGCAAACGGCCUCUGCGGCGACCUCUUCCUCGUCCCGGGGAGGUGGAGGUAAUACAACAACUACACAGCAUAACUACCACGACGACACAGAGACGACGGAGGGGAUAUUGAAAUCCUCCGGCUUGGUGGAGGAGGAGGGUUUUCACGUUUACAUGAAGAAACAGGCGGACCAGCUGGAUCAGGGCAAGAACGCGGGGGUUUCCGGCGGAGGCAAGAAGAAAAAGAAACCGCCAUUAAAUAAAGCUACUCCUGCCAAGAACAUGAAAGAUUAUGCCGGUCAACAUAAUGGAGCAAAGCACGACCCCGCUGGUGCGGAAGGCGAACAAGAGGGCAUGUCUAUCCGAAGUAAAAACAUCCCCACCCCAGGGUUGUCAUGCAAAUGCGCAAUGACACGAACAUUUGUAAUGCGCAGCUCCAUGGGAGGCAUUUCCAAUCGUGUUUUGAAAUUUGUAAUGCUGUAAACAGGAUGAGGAUGAGAAAGUGGCUUUCUGAUGCGGCUUCCCUUGCCAACCAGCACUACACUGCAGAUGGAAGCUUGUCAUGCACAGCUCCCAAAACUUCUCGAUUUGUGUUGCUAGAUUCCCAACUUGACUAUGGGUUGGGGACGUUUUUCCUUAGGAUAAUGUCUUCCGGUCCUGUCGCUGACGCAGACGCGCAGCUGGCGGCCCACUUGCAAGAAGAAGAACUCAGAAUGGCCAACGAGGAGCGGAGGAAGCAACAGAAGAAGAAGGCGGUCGGUAUUUCGACGAUGCAACGAACGACAACCGGAACCAGGGCCAGCAGCUUUGAGGACGUGGUGCCGUCGAGCGGCCGGCCGUCGUAUAAUCGCGGAGAUAUUAACAACUCUGACAGCGACGGCGACCAGUACGAUUCUGCGAGGGAGGAGCAGACGCAAAGCUCCAGUGCUGCGCCAAGCCCAAUGCAGCAGGGGUUCCCUCUCUCGUCGCAGCGCGGUAAUAGCGGAGCCGCGGCACAGCAGCAGCAGGCCGAAGUAUUCGCCCCGCCGCUCCGAAGAACGAGCAGUGCCAGCAGCUCGGCGUCGUCUACCAGCCAAGGGCGAGGCCUAGAACGUCGCCCAGACGGGGUCGGAAAGAAUGGGACAUCAAAAACUAAUGCCAUGCGUAAAAAUGAAAACGCCAUGAUGCAAAACAUAAACAAAUCCACUGCUCCCCUCCCCACCCCUAAAGAACCCGCAAACCUCCUUCCCUCCUACCGCCGGUAUAGUAGCACGUCCAGCAAAUCCAACGAUUCGCCGGUUUGUCACCUGUGCUGCGGUGAGCACGAGAACCUCACUUCCUUCUUCGCUUUUUUUAGCUGCAACCACUUCCCGCAGGUGUGCGCGAUUUGCUUUCUGAAGCACAAGUUUAUUCUGCGGAAAAACGAGUGCCCGCUGUGCUUCAAAGAGGUGAAGGACAUGGACAAUCCGGUCGUCUUGUCGAAUCCGAAAUACGAUUUGCUUCUCGACAAAGACAAGCAGGACUGGAACUACACUAUCCUGUGCAAAAGUAUUUUGCUUGUACUAAUUGCGAUUAUGCAUGACAAGUCUUGUCCUUAUGGUAGAACAGCAUGACAAAAUCCAGCUCUCAUGCUGAGCAAAUUUGUAAUGCAAAUUGUACUAGUACGAUACUUUUGCAAUGCAUACGCACCAGUUUCAAAAUCUACCCGGCCGACGGCGGGGACAACAAGCCAUUCUCUCUGCACGCGAAGCUCCGCUGUAUCAAAUGUAAAAAUGUCUGGGUCUGGAAGAUUGGAACUUGUCAUGCUAAAUCUGCAGCAUGCAAAAAUCUGUGUUGCAUGAUUACCAAAAGUCGUCCAGUUUUGACCAAGUCGGGAGGGAGUUUCUCAUGCAGGAUAGGCAUGAGAAAGGUCCCGCAGAAUCUGUCACGCUAGGUCCUGCAUUCCAGACCUCAUGGGUCAUGGAAAAGCAGCAUGACAAAUCGCGCAUUCUUCCAGACCCAGACAUUUUUGCAUUUGAUCCGCUGGGAGGAUUCCUUAGAGUGCUUCGUGCACUUAGUGCAGGGCAGCGACUACGAGCCAAACGUGGGUUUUUUUAAAAAGUUGGUCAAUUUUAACCUCUGCCCCAUCGCGAACUGCAAGUGGCAGAACACCACCUCCGGAGAGAACACUGGGAAUGAGGAAAAUGCUGGUGGAAAGAACGGAAAGAGAAAGGGAAAGGAAAAACAAGGAGCAUCUUCUACUUACGCCAAUGCAGCUGCAGCCACGGGCAGCUCACCUGGAAACUAUAACAGCUCGCAAGACGCAGAUAACAAUAUCAUAUGCGAGGACGUCGAUAAGCUUGAGCAACAGCGAAAGCGACUAACACUGUCGAAACACAUGCGCAACCAGCACGACAACUUUGGGCAGGAGACUGUCUGCCAUUUGUGCCUCACCCACCAGAAUGAGUUUCCGAUGCUUUUGCCCAAGUACGACCCGCGGAAGCCGAUUGCUGGUGGUUCGAGCCUGUCGGAGUUGGAAAAACACAUGGAAGAGCAGCACGUUUUGUGCAAGUUCUGCGACUUCAGUCGCGUGGGCUACUUCUACUCCACCACGGAAGCGCAGAAGCAUUUGCGAGACUGCCACGAAAAGUGCAUACAGUGCGACAAGGAAGGGGUCACCACAAAUGUCUGGUUCCAGAACUACGAUUUCCUCUAUUACCACUACGAAGCGAACCACUUUGUUUGCACCGAGGUGAAGUGUUGGCACAUGAAAACCUGUCUGUUCGGUACGGAGUACGAUUACUUGAGCCACCGCUAUCUGGUGCACAAAGAGGGCAAAAAACCCGUCCCGCCAGAGGAAACAAAGACAGGCUCUGGAGGCGGUGGUGGUACCACUGCUGCGGGUAGCUCUAGUAGCUCCAUGAUGUUGAGAGGAAAUAACCAGGAUCCAGCCGCGUUCCCGACCCUGGGGCAGUCUCUUUACGCUGGUAGCGGCGCCGGCGGGGUGUAUAAUUCACCGCGAGGAAAUGUCAAUAGCGCGCAGUACAACACUGGUCGUGGUGGAGCUGGUGCAUCUUCUUCCUCAUCAAGAGGUCCUCUAUUGUAAGGAAAAAUCCUCCCUCCCCAUAUCGACAAGGCAUGUUUCCGAAAAUUUGCGUUGCUGAUUUGAGACCACAAAUCGCGUCUGUCUUGCAAGAAGACAAGCGCAGAGGUUUCGGCGCCACUAUGGAAGCGAUUUGGCAUGCUGUUGCGCCUAGGGGGCGGCCGUUUGUAAUGCUAAGCAGCUAGACCCGAACGCCCCUACUUAGGCCGAGGAUCUGGCUACGCUGCCUUACUGCAAGACAAAUCGGAUUUGUGUGCGCGAAUCUAGCGUCAGACGUUUCGCCAUCUUGAUACGGGGAGGGAGGAUUUUUCCUGUUGAUAUCCUCCGCAGAAUAACUACAAUGCCGGUAGUACUAGUACAGCAACAGCAGCUUCCUCAUCCUCCACCCAAAACCGGCCCAAGCCCUCCAGAUCGGUCCCCCUGCAGCAGCAGGGGUGGCACACCGUCGGACCGGGGGGGCAGGUGAAUCCAGGGCAUGUUGGGGCAGGUGCAUCCAGUAGUGGCGCGAGUAGCAGCUCGAUGCAGAAUCCCGACGCUCAGAACCAAGCGCAGAAACAAAAGAAAAAGCAGACCAAAAAGGCUUUGCAGAAUCUCGCCUUUAAAAGAGCCUGACUUGUUCGUUUGUUUCUUGCGCCUUUAUAAGAGCCUGACCAUCAUCGUUCUUGCGCAUAGUUCUCAUUUUGUAAGAUCGCGACGCCGCGCUCUGUGACUCUGUAGUGAGGGCGGGCGUGAAGCCUUGGCUGUCGUUCGUAUUUUCAUACACGGUGCUAUUCAUGUUCGCAAGCGCAUCGAUAAAGCACAAGAAGACGCGGCGUAGACGCGCGAAGUGCAAAUGCAACUGCAACUACUGCAUUCACCACCACGAAAAGAAAAAGAAGCCUGUUGGCGGGAGCCUCGCCUUGCACGAGCUGAACGGGCGGCCUUCUGGCUCACUUGUUCUUCGAUGAAAAAAUAAAUUUUUGAAUCUCCUGUAACAAGAUGAUUGAUGCGAAC
Amoebophrya sp. A120 is the source of this 14539-nucleotide messenger RNA. NCBI's taxonomy places the organism in Eukaryota, Dinophyceae, Syndiniales, Amoebophryaceae. The record is from the annotation of a GenBank genome assembly.